AUGUGGGGCCCAACGCAGCUGUUGCUCUUCGCCGCUGCCGCCUCCGCCGCCGUCGCGCAAAGAGUCGGUCAAGAGCAAUCACUGGAAUCUGGCCUGGAGCAUGGCGAGAAAAAAUUAAGCGAAGUGAUCCUGGCGACGAUGGAGCACUACCAGCAACCGGACCCGGUGGGGCUGCCCGGCGCCGACGUGCCCGACCCCUACCCCGUGCCUGAUAUGACGCACUCCAUAUCGUUCGGAACGACGCUGCACUUCAAAAACACUUUUGUCUAUGGCAUUAGCAAGUUUCGAAUUCUACAUAUCAAUGCAGAAAUCGGAGACAUGGAGGUGACUGCUGCCUUAUUGAUAGACCAUCUGCAAGCCAAGGGGAACUACACGUUAUCGACGUGGUUAAACAGAAACAACGGGCCGUUCACAGUGCACGUCAGUGGCCUCCAUAUCACCGCCAAAGCCAAUCUCGGGGUAGAGCGAGACGGAAAGCUCAGGGCUCAGGACAUUGCCAUGGACAUGUCCUUCAGAUCAAUGGUUGCCAACUUUGAAAACCUUGGCACAUUCGCCAGCAUGCUUCAAAGCGUCAUAAAUUCAGCUGGUACUCUAUUGUUUGAUUCGAUCAAACCAUUCGUCCUCAAGGAAGCCUAUACCAAAGCCAGAAAUGGAAUUAACGAAAAACUGGAGCAAGUAGCCGGUGAUAUGCAGUUCCCUAAUUCCGUGUCGCCGUUAGAUAUGGUGAUCGCAGACGCCCGAAAGAUCGUACAGGAUAAGGGCAUGGAUCCAUAUAAAGUUAAGGAUUACAAUACUACAGUCAGCAUAUUCACUGUGUCCUUGAGUAACAUAUGGAUUACAGGAAUAUCGUCUUUUCACCGUGUCGGCAAUAUAACGUUGAGAAUGGAAAAUAAUACGGCCAUAGCCGACUUUGAAAUAGGCACACAGAGAAUGUUGGGUACUUUACAAUGGGACUUAGCAGCCAUCAGAGGCCUGGUGAAGCGUUCCGGGACUGCGUCAUUUUCAGUUGAAUAUCUGAACGCGAGAAUUGUCCUGGCCCAGCCACUAGACGUAAGACUUACUCCCGAAUUUAGAGACUUGGAUUUAGAAUUGGGUAAUAUACAAGUUCGUUGUGAUGGAGCAGGCACUGUGGACUACGUCAUUGAACUGUCGGUCAACAUAUUGCCCAAUCUAUUACGUUAUCAGAUUAUGGAUGCUUCAGAAGGUCUCAUAAAGGGAAAAGUGCAACAUGAACUAGUUAAGAUCAAUGUCGAAGAAAGAAUUAAAGAGGAAUUACCAAAAGUGGAUGAAAUUCAGCAACAAGGUUUUAAAUUAUCAUCUCUAAAAGAUGUACCCUCUGUGACAGAAUCUUUUGAUGAAGAUGAUUUUUUUAAUUUUUAGUUAAGUAUCUACCUU
This is a messenger RNA of Cydia amplana, 1395 nucleotides long. RefSeq lists its product as uncharacterized. Lineage: Eukaryota; Metazoa; Arthropoda; Insecta; Lepidoptera; Tortricidae. The transcript has 3 exons. Gene Ontology annotation, molecular function: lipid binding. The record is from RefSeq and is a predicted model, not a curated record. The coding region runs from base 1 to 1380 and encodes 459 amino acids.